UAACCCUCCUCAAAAGAAGUUCACCGUUAAACAGAAAUCCCUAUUUCUGCAAACCCUAAUCUCAGAUCCCCAGUAAGUGAGACUCCAUUUACCUUUAUCCAAUCGCCAUGGAUUCUGCAACUCGAAGAAGAAGUCAAGGAGGCCUCUUCGAAGGUCUCUACAGAGUCAUCAUGCGACGUAACUCUGUAUAUGUCACCUUUGUCAUCGCCGGCGCUUUUCUCGGAGAACGCGCUGUGGAUUAUGGAGUUCAUAGGCUCUGGGAAUACAACAAUGUUGGGAAACGAUAUGAAGACAUUCCAGUGCUAGGACAGCGACAAUCAGAGGAAUGAAAUCAUUAUGCCCUUUCUGGAUGUUUUGAAUAAGUCAUUGAGGAUUGGGCCAGAGCAUAUAUCUAAUUAGGUAGCUAUGCUCAUUGUUGCAAUAAACUGUUAAUUGUUUUUGGUUCUUGACCAUAAGUUGGUUGAAUUUAUCAUUUAAGAUUUUUGAUUAUUCUGAUUUGUGGAUGGAUAUAAUGUAUGCUGGUCUGCAGCGCAUCAAAAUGACUGAACCCACUUUGUCGCCAUAGUUGCAUUUGCUUCAAAGGAUUAGGUUCUGUAAGUUUGUGCUUUGAUUGCCUUUAGAUCAAUGUUUACAAUAAGAGGGGUAAAAACUCGUCUCUGGUCA
This is a messenger RNA of Gossypium raimondii (Peruvian cotton), 663 nucleotides long. RefSeq names its product cytochrome b-c1 complex subunit 9, mitochondrial. The coding region runs from base 108 to 329 and encodes 73 amino acids. Gene Ontology annotation, biological process: mitochondrial electron transport, ubiquinol to cytochrome c. The record is from RefSeq and is a predicted model, not a curated record. The transcript has 3 exons. Lineage: Eukaryota; Viridiplantae; Streptophyta; Magnoliopsida; Malvales; Malvaceae.